AUGGCAACGAUGUCGAUGCAGCCGGGUGGGGGCUGGCUGGGCUCCAUCCUCACCUGCGCGCUGCCCAUGUGGAAGGUGACGGCCUUCAUCGGCUCCAACAUCGUGGUGGCCCAGGUCUUCUGGGAAGGGCUGUGGAUGAACUGCGUGUACGAGAGCACGGGCCAGAUGCAGUGCAAGGGCUACGACUCGUUGCUGGAGCUCACCUCUGACCUGCAAGCCGCUCGGGCCUUGGUGGUCACCUCCAUCUUCACGGCCCUCUUCGCCUUCCUCGCUGCCAUCUCGGGCGCAGACUGCACCCGCUGCGUGGAUGACACCACCACCAAGAACAGGUUCUCCGUCGUGUCAGGUGUCAUCUUUAUCCUGGCCAGCAUCAUGCUGCUCAUCCCCGUCUCGUGGUCUGCUAACAGCAUCGUCACCAACUUCUACAACCCCAUGGUGCCCCAGGCCCUCAAGAGAGAGCUGGGGUCUGCCCUCUACAUCGGCUGGGCCUCCAGCGCCCUCCAGCUCUUUGGCGGGGGUGUUCUGUGCUGCUCAGGGUCCUCGACCCAGGAGGAACCCUACCCCAAGAAGUACAGAGCGGUGAAAACCAGCAACCCGAUGGGCUAUGCCAUGAAGGACUACGUGUGA
Messenger RNA from Apaloderma vittatum (bar-tailed trogon), 627 nucleotides. RefSeq names its product claudin-3-like. Gene Ontology annotation, molecular function: structural molecule activity. The record is from RefSeq and is a predicted model, not a curated record. Lineage: Eukaryota; Metazoa; Chordata; Aves; Trogoniformes; Trogonidae. Gene Ontology annotation, cellular component: plasma membrane; bicellular tight junction. Gene Ontology annotation, biological process: cell adhesion; bicellular tight junction assembly.